GGACGCAUGCAAGGCCAGUGUACAGCAAACGUUUCUAGUUUCCCCCGGUCCAGUGUAUUGCAAGUGGCCGUCCGCAGCACAUCGCACCAUGAGAAGUAUCGUGUUCACCGUGUUGGCUCUCGCCUUCGUCUGUGCCACUGCCAGUGCGCAGCGGUAUGCGGUCGCCGAGGAGGAGGAAGGCUACGACCCAUUUCUGCCCUUCAUUGCCGGUGGUACCAACGCGAUCAACGGACAGUUUCCAUCGAUCGUAGCCGUCGGUUUACCGGCACCACCCAACAACGCAUUCUGCGGUGGCGUCAUCCUCAACGAGAACCAUGUCCUAACGGCGGCACGCUGCGUGCUAACGCCCCAGCACACGCUCCUCUUCCCGAACCAGCUGAACAUCAUUUCCGGCAUGCUGCAGCUAAACUUUGCCGCACCGCGCAUCGGCAUCCAGGCCGUCUACGUCCAUCCGCAGUACAAUCCGUUCACGUUCGAGCACAACAUUGCGGUGCUGCGGACCAGCUCGAACUUCUUCGUCCCGAUAGUGCCGGUGCCGAACCUGGACUUUGCCGUCUUCUACGAGGAGAUCGCGUUCGAUGGGCAGGCGUGUCAGGCGGCGGGAUGGAACAAUGCGACCGCAACACCGGUGCAGCAGUUCAUUAACGCACCGAUCCUGAACCGCGACACUUGUAACGGGUUGGCGGUCCAUCUUGGAAACAUCCGCGAGUCGAUGAUUUGUGCCGGCGCGACAAACGCUGGACCCGGUGUUUGCGCCAGCAACCUGGGUACGGGGCUGUUCUGCGAGGGCCGUCUCGCUGGCAUCCUGUCGACCGGGUUGGGCUGCGGCCAGGCAAACAAUCCGGGUGUGUACACGCAGAUCCGGUUCUAUCUGCCCUGGAUUCGGGAGCAGUUCUCGCGGCAAGACAUCCCGAUCGGCGGUACUUCGCCCAUCCCGGUAAUGUAAGGAGAGGUUGGCAACAACAUUGCUUACAAUAAAGAAGAAGAUCAAACCAAAGGAA
Anopheles stephensi (Asian malaria mosquito) is the source of this 1001-nucleotide messenger RNA. RefSeq names its product trypsin-like. Lineage: Eukaryota; Metazoa; Arthropoda; Insecta; Diptera; Culicidae. Gene Ontology annotation, biological process: proteolysis. The transcript has 2 exons. Bases 89 to 946 code for a protein of 285 amino acids. The record is from RefSeq and is a predicted model, not a curated record. Gene Ontology annotation, molecular function: serine-type endopeptidase activity.